Molecule: messenger RNA, 909 nt
Organism: Purpureocillium takamizusanense
Lineage: Eukaryota; Fungi; Ascomycota; Sordariomycetes; Hypocreales; Ophiocordycipitaceae
Exons: 1
Coding region: 1-909 (302 amino acids)
Source: RefSeq, a predicted model, not a curated record
AUGCAGGACUGUUCUACGUACAUCCUCCCGUGCGACCUGCGCGAGGCUGACCCCCGACUCCUCCAGCUAGGCACCGUCCUUCUCCAUCCGACCGACACCUUCCUCACGACGCAUCUUGACGCCCAAAGGCUCGCCCGUGCCGCCAAGGUGGGGAUCCACACGUACGUCGAGCGGAACGUGCAGGUGAUGCAGCCGCUGCUCUUCGACGAGGUCAACUACCUCUUCCCCGUGCACCCCAACAAGGUGGGCACCUUCAAGGCCAACAGGCAGAUCCCGCGGCACCUCCUAACCCAGCUCGAGGUCGUGCACUUUACGGACCCCCCCAGUGGCAAAGAGGUGGCCUCCAUGCUCAAGGCGCACCCAGUCAUCAAGGCACACCUCGAGCUGGGCGUUGUGAACUACCAGCCCGUGUACAUGGUCACGGGCCUCAUGAUCGCCUCGGACAUGCAGUACCGCGAGCGGCCCGCACCGAUGCCGACGCGGACCCCGGCGCGGGCGCAGGACAUGGAGCGGAAGCUGGUCAUCGAGCCCGAGGCACGGGAGGCGCUGACGGCGGUGCUCGAGAAGUCGAAGCGGCACCAGGACAAGGAGCUGCCGCUCGACUUCUUCCAGGUGUCCCCCAACGGAGACUCCACGACACCCCGGCGCAUGGAGGUUGACCCGCUGCGGAUCAUGGCCAAGCCCGACCACAUGGUGGCCAUGCCGGGGAAGACCAUCUACGCGUACAAGCUCACCAAGAUCGACGUGAGCAGGUGGAUGGGCUCCGUCGCGAAGCCCGUGCCGGAGCCGGUCCUGACAAAGCAGGGAUACAUGGUCCGCUAUCGAGACGUUCCCGUCGGGCACGUAUACACGGCGAGUGUUGAGGUGCCCGCAACUACCAACUUUGACUGCGUGUACGGCGGUUGGUGA